UAUAAAACCAAUCACUAUCGCAUCCACUCCCAUCCAAUUAUUACUCUCUAAUUUCCCAAACAAUGUCCAUCUCCGAAAUCUCACCCGAAUCCCAGAGGAUUCAGUUGGUGUCUCGCUCCGUCUCCGAACGCCUGCUCUCCAAAUACCACGACGUAUCUGAGUUCAACUUCGACCACUCCCAGAGCGCCCUCUGGUCUCCUCUGGUUCAACGAAGAGCGUUUCUGAGCUCGCCAGACGACCUCAGAAGCGCCAACGCUAGGAGAAGAUCAUCCGCCCUCUCUUUCAACGUCGACAUGCUUGUGUGCUCCCAUGAGAUGCUGAAUAGUACUACUCGAAUUCGGAGAUUGCACCUGCUCUUCUGCAUCAAACAACUACUCUGCAACUCAACAUAAUCGCUACAUCCAUAUAUUUAUAUAGACUAUUGUAGUAUGGAAGUGAUACUUAAUGUAACAAUAGAGAGACAACAACCA
Molecule: messenger RNA, 470 nt
Organism: Salvia hispanica
Lineage: Eukaryota; Viridiplantae; Streptophyta; Magnoliopsida; Lamiales; Lamiaceae
Source: RefSeq, a predicted model, not a curated record